This is a messenger RNA of Anolis sagrei ordinatus, 2422 nucleotides long. RefSeq names its product syntaxin-3-like. Lineage: Eukaryota; Metazoa; Chordata; Lepidosauria; Squamata; Anolidae. Gene Ontology annotation, biological process: exocytosis; intracellular protein transport; synaptic vesicle fusion to presynaptic active zone membrane. Gene Ontology annotation, cellular component: endomembrane system; SNARE complex; presynaptic active zone membrane. Gene Ontology annotation, molecular function: SNAP receptor activity; SNARE binding. The record is from RefSeq and is a predicted model, not a curated record.
GGGAGGGAAGUUUUCCUUUUUCAAUCUUCCUUUCUCUUUUUUUUCUUUUUGAAAAGGUUCUGACUGACGCAAAAGUUCCAAAAGUGUCUUAAAACUCUCGUAAAAGCUCAUGGGUGUGCCUUGUUCUCCUCCUUUUGCACCGAUGCCGCCAGCUUGGAGGAGAGCUGAAGAUGAAGGACAGGUUAGAGGAACUGAAGAACCGAGUGAAUGAAGACACGGAUGCUUGGGAGCUGGAGUCGACACUUUCCUUCGACAACCCUGUCUUCAAAGAGGAGGAAAGCAAUCCCAUGAUCAAAGUGUUCCAGGAAAUCAGCAGCCUCUCCUUGGCUCUGGACAAACUGGAGGAAUUAUCGGAGGACAUCGACAAGAAGCAACAGCAGGUCCUGUGCUGCACCACGGAGGAGAGCAUUUGCGAAGAAAAGAAAGAGCUCAGUCAAGUCAAGGACUAUUUCACCAAGGAGGCCAAAACUCUUCAACCCAAGUUCAAUGGCAUCCAAGAGUCCCUCACCAGAGACAGCCGGCAGUGGCUCGCUGUCCACCGCAUCCGCCAUACCCAACUUUCUGUCUUGGUCAACCGCUACCGUGAGAUCAUCACCCGCCACUAUGCCAAGGAGACCCAGUACGUGGAGAAGCUGAAGGAGCAAAUCAGGAGACAGACAGAAUUAGCUGGCUUGAGUCUCCAGGAGGAGGACAUCAAGCACCUGGUGGAGAGCCCAAUGGCCCCCCGCAUUGUGGGCCAAGACCUGGAGGUGCUCAAAGCCAAGCAACACUUAGCCUUGGCACAAGUGCGGCACCAACAGCUGCUGGACUUGGAGGCCCAGAUCAGUGAGCUCCACUCUCUCUUCCUACACUUCGAGGUCCUGGUUGCUGAGCAAGGGGAGACCAUCAACAACAUUGAGUACAAUGUCAUCCACACCCUCGAUUACAUCUCCCAGUCGAACGAGGAGGUCAAGAAAGCUCUUAAAUAUGAGCGGCAGUCUCGAUUUUCGGCAGCAUUGUCAGCGUUACUUGGCCUGUGUGCCUGCUGCACGUGUGUUUCAUGUCUGGCAACUCCAAGCGUGGUAGGCUGACUCAAUAUUUGGAAGGUGGGCAUCUCCUCCAAAGGGAAAUGGUGUUGGACCAUUGGAUGUAUUCAUCGACAAGGGUCGCUCCAAGGUGAAUGGGCAUCUUCUGGACAAAUGCAUCCAGAACGACUGUUCAAUACACUCCUGUGUUCACAGAGUUUGUCAAGAGUUUUGUUCUGUUUUUAAGAACAUAAGAAAGGUCUUGCUAGGUUAUAAUAUGUUUUUUGUAACCUAGUAUCCUGUUUCUGAUAGUGCACAGUUGAAGCCCCAUACAGGUGUUUCCAAUGACUGGUGGUCAGUGUUUUGUGCACAUUUGAAGGCUUCAUCUGACUUUGUUAUGUGCCUAUUUCUGACGUAAGAGAGACAUAUCAUGAAGGGUUUUGGUUUUUUUUGCAAAAUUGGUUCAGAGGAGGUUUGCUCUUUAUCUUCCUCUGAGUCUGAGAGAGUGUCACUUGCCCAAGGACUUUCCAUGACUUAGCAGGGACUUGAACCCUGUCCUCUGAAGGCAUAGUCCAACUAACUAUGGAUGAAAGCAAUUUAUGGACCUGCCCUACAUCAAUUUGGUUACACAUUCUUAGUCCUUCCCCCCUUCCCCACAAUUUUGGUGAUGACACAACAGCAGUGGAAUAUACUUCUCUAGUUUUAGGACCAUUCAGUUACUGGUAGAUUAGGUCAAACCAGUUCUCAAUGGAGGAUUCUUGAUUCGUCAUCUUAUCCUGUGUUUUGGGUGGUCACCAACAUCCAGCUCUCAAAGAAAGGAAUCUUUGAUGGGUGCUUUAAGACACUCUUUUUGAUUUGAUGGUUUUUCCUGUUCCAAGAACAGAGACUUUGCUUUGAAAACCCAGGAAUGGUCCUAUCAUCCAGCAGGAAGGAGAACCUGCUUCAUGCAGUAUCACCAGUUGGGGUGGGUAGGACUGUACACCGUUCUGGAGGAUACAUCAGGAAGUUUUAAAUUUUGGAUCUAAGUGUGUGCUGCAUAAUCCAAUUGGGUUUCACUCAGUCAUCAACAUCUCUUGGGUCAACUUGGGGCCCUUCCACACAGCCAUAUAAUUCAGAAUAUCAAGGCAGAAUCACCCACAAUAUCUGCUUUGAACUGGUUUAUCUUAGUCCAUGCUACCAUGUAUCCCAGUUCAAAGCAGAUGAUGUGGAAUUUUAUUCAGCUGUGUGGAAGGAGCCUUGGUGAAAACAGGUUCUGGUUCAACAGCAAACUUUGCUGAGUUCUAGUUCCAGUUAGACUUUCUGCAUUACUAGUCAAAGAGAUCUCAUAGCACGUUUGAGCUUGAAUGAAAGACUUUGUAGCCAUGUUUAUAGAGUUUUCUGAAAACUUGAGAGUAGCGUUUCUCAACCUGAGGGUCGUG